This is a messenger RNA of Seminavis robusta, 510 nucleotides long. NCBI's taxonomy places the organism in Eukaryota, Bacillariophyta, Bacillariophyceae, Naviculales, Naviculaceae. The record is from the annotation of a GenBank genome assembly.
AUGUCAACCAACAGCUCGUCGUCGUCGUCGUCGUCUCGAAAUCCCCUCUGCUUCGAACGUCGUCGAAAGCCUCAAUACAAUACCCUCACAACAAAUACCACACAAGCCAAAAUGACCAGGAGACGCUAUUUUCCAUUGCUUUUGAUCUAUGCUUUGUCAUUGUUGAUCCCGCCGUCAGGGGCAAUCCACGAAACCAGGAUCAUGUUGGAUGACAUUUCGCAGUAUUUUGAAGGCAAGAACUAUCCAUCGCAACGCUGGGAACGACUCUUGCAGUGCUUUCACAAGUGGAAUGAUACUGACCUCAUUUUGGCUCAAGAUGCCUCCUUUGCGGCCUUUUACAAUGCCUGGCUCGUUGGGGGUGCGGGCAUCGAUGAUCCUUGGGGUGGGGGUGGUAGAUAUCACGAAAGUGUACAGAACAAGACGGCCAUUAUGGGCUCUGGAUUUCGAACUUAUCAGAUACAAGAGAAGUGCAACUAUGCUUCCAACGUGGCGUACUACAGCUCUGCCAUU